This is a messenger RNA of Phacochoerus africanus (Common warthog), 2627 nucleotides long. RefSeq names its product magnesium transporter 1 (gene MAGT1). Gene Ontology annotation, cellular component: oligosaccharyltransferase complex. The transcript is spliced from 10 exons. The record is from RefSeq and is a predicted model, not a curated record. The coding region runs from base 88 to 1206 and encodes 372 amino acids. NCBI's taxonomy places the organism in Eukaryota, Metazoa, Chordata, Mammalia, Artiodactyla, Suidae.
AGAAGUGAACCUUUUUUUAGUGGGCGUCUAGCUGUAAAGUUCUGUGACGUGAUAUGAGGGGACUAGGGGCGGGGCUGAGCUGGACCAAUGAGGAGGGGCAAAGGCGGUUUGCCUGUUCUCACGCCCAACCCUCAGACCCAGCCUCGGGAAAGUUUCCCCUCUAGGAGGCAGAGAAGCGAACAAGGCGGAAAAGAGAACAUGGCAGCGCGUAGGUGGAUGUGGUGUGUUUCUGCGACCAUGGCGAUGGCACUGCUGCUCGUUUACCAGGUUCCCUCAGCCUCUGCCCAGAGGAAGAAGGAGAUGGUGUUAUCUGAAAAGGUUAGUCAACUGAUGGAAUGGACCAAUAAAAGACCUGUAAUAAGAAUGAAUGGAGACAAGUUCCGUCGCCUUGUUAAAGCCCCACCAAGAAACUACUCCGUUAUUGUCAUGUUCACUGCUCUCCAACUUCAUAGACAAUGUGUCGUGUGCAAGCAAGCUGAUGAAGAAUUCCAGAUCCUGGCAAACUCCUGGCGAUACUCCAGUGCAUUUACCAACAGGAUAUUUUUUGCUAUGGUGGAUUUUGAUGAAGGCUCUGAUGUAUUUCAGAUGCUAAACAUGAAUUCAGCUCCAACUUUCAUCAACUUUCCUGCAAAAGGAAAACCCAAACGAGGUGAUACAUAUGAGUUGCAGGUGCGUGGUUUUUCAGCUGAGCAAAUUGCCCGGUGGAUUGCUGACAGAACUGAUGUCAAUAUUAGAGUAAUUAGACCCCCAAAUUAUGCUGGUCCACUUAUGUUGGGAUUGCUUUUGGCUGUUAUUGGUGGACUUGUGUAUCUUCGAAGAAGCAAUAUGGAAUUUCUCUUUAAUAAAACUGGAUGGGCUUUUGCAGCUCUGUGUUUUGUGCUUGCUAUGACAUCUGGUCAAAUGUGGAACCAUAUAAGAGGACCACCGUAUGCUCAUAAGAAUCCCCACACAGGACAUGUGAAUUAUAUCCAUGGGAGCAGCCAGGCCCAGUUUGUAGCUGAAACACAUAUUGUUCUUCUGUUUAAUGGUGGGGUUACCCUAGGGAUGGUGCUUUUAUGUGAAGCUGCUACAUCUGAUAUGGAUAUUGGAAAGCGAAAGAUAAUGUGUAUGGCUGGUGUUGGACUUGUUGUAUUAUUCUUCAGUUGGAUGCUUUCUAUUUUCAGAUCUAAAUACCAUGGAUAUCCAUAUAGCUUUCUGAUGAAUUAAAAAGGAUUCCAGAGAUAUGUAGACACUGGAGUAAUGGAAAUUGAAAAAUGAAAAACGUGUGUGUGAAAAGAAGAAAGCAAUUUGUGUAUUUUGUAUUACCUCUUUUUUUCAAGUGAUUAAAAUAGUUAAUCAUUUAACCAAAGAAUAUAUAUAGUGCCUUAACAAGCAAUUUUCUGUCAAAAUCAUGAAGUAUUGGGAUAUGAUUCUUCUCUUAACCUUUCCUUCCCAGUAAACUUUAUGGAACAUUUAAUUUAGUAGAAUUAAAUAUUUUAUAAAAAUUUUAAAACUAUUAUGUUUUAUUAAAACAAGAUUCAAAACUACUUUAGUUAACUUUUGGUCAUUUGAUUUUUAUUAUCGUAUCCAAAGGUGGGGGGAAAAUGUCCUGACCAGGUGUUCCUGCAUAUGCCUGUUACUGAUAACAGCAAGCUAUACUUCUUGGUAGCUGUAGACAUUAAGAAGUAUCUCUAAAUAUAGGAUUAUGAUUUCUGCAUGAAUGUGGUAUUAACUAACUUGUAUUUUGAAAGAUUUCAGGUUUAUUCUGUCUCCCUACUUUUUUAAAGGUGGUUCCCUCUCUAAAUAAAAAUGUAGAUUACUACUAAAAUCAGCGUAAAUUUAAAAUAGUCUAAAAUCUUUCUGAAAAUUAGACAUUAUCAUUUAUUUCAUUUGUACCUAAGAGAAAAAUAUGGGUUUAUCUGGUUAAGAUGACUUCUGUAUUACAGCUAUAACAUAUUUCAUUAGCCCUUGUGUUUAGGAAUAGGAUUCCCCUAGCUUAGGAAAAUAAAACCAUGAAAUACUCAGUUGUUGCCUAUGAUUAGAAAGUAAAUGUUUCUCAAAAGCUGUUCUGUUUUUUGCUCUUAUUUUAGCCUUCAUUUUCUCACUUUAAGAGGAGAAACAAAGUAAUCAUUUGAAGAGGUUUUGUUUGAGAUUUUUUUUUUUCUGUCAGUGAAAAUAAUAAUAUAUGCUAACCAAAUUCUGUGAAGAAUGAAAGUUGGUGGUUAUCAUUAGAGCUAGCUAUAACUUCCCCCAUAGUUGUGAACAGUAUCUUGAAAUGCCACUAUAAUGGAAAUAUGAGAAUUCUGAUAAUGAAAAAAUUUUAAAGAAAUAUUAAAAGUGUUACAUUAAAGUAAUGCUGUGAUUGCCUGCUAUUAUUUACCAUCUAAUAACUCUCCCAUGUGGUCCAGAAGUGUUAAUAUAAUAAAGGUUUGAAGAAAGAGAUAGAUAUAAUUGCCUAAGAAGAAAUGUUUUAUGUGAGGUUUUUGUUUUUGUUUUUGUUUUUGUCAGUAGAUUUGGUGGGUGAGGGGAUAUUUACUCUUUAACAGAGCCUGUUUUUGUUACUCCCCUGUAAAUUGUGUGAUUCUCGAUUCCUUUUCUGCCGUUCUUGUACUUGCCUCAGGCCAAAUAAAUUUAUGCUGUGAUUCUUA